Molecule: messenger RNA, 5400 nt
Organism: Monoraphidium neglectum
Lineage: Eukaryota; Viridiplantae; Chlorophyta; Chlorophyceae; Sphaeropleales; Selenastraceae
Exons: 7
Coding region: 1-5400 (1799 amino acids)
Cellular component (GO): exosome (RNase complex); nucleus
Source: RefSeq, a predicted model, not a curated record
AUGGACGCCAUAACGGGCCUCUGGGCAGAGCUGACUUGCGAUAUAUGCGGCGAGCUGUUCAACAAUGCGCAUUCAUUCAACCCGGGGUGCGGCCACACCUUCUGCCGGGAGUGUGUGGUGCCCACAAUGGAGGGCCCCGGCAUCGUCAAGUCCCAGUGCCCCACCUGCGGCCAGCCCGCCUGGAAGCGGGACCUAGUCUUCAACAGGAAGAUCCAGUCCAUCGUGGAGCGCGCGCGCGGCCUCUGCACCGCCUGGCUGGGUGGCCACUCGCCGCGGCGCGGCGGCGGCCUAAGAUCUGGCCCUCGACGGCGGCCACUGCCGCAUGGUCAGCCGGGCGGCGCUCAGCACGGCAGUGGCGAGGAGGACGGCCAUCAGGCGUGUGGCCAGCAGGAGAGGCAGGGGGCGGGCCCACAGGAGCAGGCUGGGGGGCGUGGCGCCGGGGACGGGGCUGCUAUGGGCGGUACGCCAGAGGCAAUAGUGAAUCCCGGUGAUGCGAGGGAUGGAGGCCACUUGUCCACAGACAGGCCUGUGGGGAGUGAGCUGCACCAAGAGCAGCAUCUGCAUCAGCACGAGGAGCAGGAGCGGCAGCAGGAGCAGGCGCCAUUACCGCAGCAACAGCACCGGCAGCAGCAACAGGAGGAGGUGGAGGAGGAAAGGUGCGAUGAAGAGCAGGGGAUGCAGGAGCGGGAGCAGGAGCAGAACCGCCAGGCGUGGUUUUGGGGAGCGCCGGCUGGCAGGCAGCAGUGGCUGGGGCAAGAGCAGUCGCAGCCCGACCUGCAUCAGGAGGAGCACCAGCCGCAAGAGCAGCAGCAGCAGCCGCAGCAGCAGCCGCAGCAGCCGCAGCCGGAACAGCCGCAACAUCAUCAGCAGCAACAGCCAGAGGAAGAGGAGCAACACCAGCAGCACCCGCAACAGCACUUUCGGGCAAGCCCCCCGCCACUUGCAGGGACCACAGACACAGUGACACACGUGCCCGACAGCGGCAGCAGCUGGGGCGCCGCCGCCAGCGACGCGGCCGCGGCCGCGGCGCAGCGCGCAAGCCUCGGGCGUGCACCGUUGGACGCCUGGCAGGAUGAGCAAGACCGUCGGCUGCAGCCGCAAUCGCCGGAGCAGCUGCAGCACCUGGACGCGAUCGACGUUGUGCCUGACAGCCUGGACCCCUCCCAGCAGGUCCGCUUGCGCCCUGGCAGCCCAACGUUGCCGACUUGGGGCGCGCUAGGGGCGCCAGCAGCAAGCCUGCUUGGCGGCAGCGCCGCCGCCAUGCUGGGCGAGGGUGGCGCGGUACCAGAAGCUGACGUGGCAGCGGGCGGCUGUGGGGCCUUGAGCCCGCGUGGCGGCGAGCUGAGCCCGGACUGGGUGCCAUCCUCGCCCGGCGUCAUCCAGGGCCCGGAGGAUCACCAGCAGCAGCAGCAGCAGCAGCAGCAGCAGCAGCAGCAGCAGCAGCAGCAGCACUGGCAGCAUUGGCAGCAACAGCAGCAGUGGGAGGCAGGGAUGGCGCCUUGUGACGCCUCUGCGGCAGCCCCAGCGCGCCAUACGGCAGCCGCCACCAAGAUCGGAGUGCCUGGUGGCUGGGACAAUGGAGGCUGCAGCCGCGGCGACGGCAACGCCAACUCUUUCCAUGCUUUGUUGUGGGAUCUCCUCGCCGCGGCGGAGCAGGCAGGCGCCAAUGGUGCCGCCCCGCCCCUCGCAGACGACGCCUGCGCCUCGCCUGCCUGCAGCGCGGAGGCGCUCCCCCACCGCCGCGGACGCUCGCCGCUCGCCGAUGCCGAGGCGGCGGCCGCCGCUGGGGCUCUGGCCUUCAACCCGGCCGUCGCGUACCAGAUCACGCGGCUGCCCCCGCUGGACCCCAACGAAAUGGCAGGGCUGGCGGCAGAGCAGCUGGAAUUGGAGGCACACCUUCAGGAGAUGCUGUCACUGCUGGCUGCUGCGAGAACCAAGGAAGCCGCCAUGCUUGGCGGCUCGCUGGGCUGCGACGCAGGGGCGGGGGCAGCGGUGGGCGUGCAGGAUGAUUUGGUGUUUGCUGCGCCAGAGGCCGCAGUCCUGGGCCUGGGGCAGGACUACGAGCAGGAGGAUGGCAUUCCCUCGCCGCAACCCAAGGGCAAGGGGCCUGCGCCCGCGGCUGCCGCAGUGCAGGACACGCAGCGGGGAGCGUGCGGGCGGGAGCAGCUGCGGCGGCUGUCCGAGCACCCAGGGGACCUGGAGCGGCAGUGUGAGGGGGAGCAGCAAAAGGCCGUGCGUGGCGGGUUGGAUGAUGAGGGCGGCACGGCCGCGGCCGCAAAGGCGCAGCGCCGCGAGCCAUUCCAGGAGCUGCAGCCGAAGCAGCCGCAGCAGGCAAAGCAGGCGCAGCAGCCGAAGCAGCCAAAGCAGGUGCAGCAGCCGAAGCAGGCACAGCAGCCGAAGCAGCCGCAGUCGCCCGAGCAGCCGCAGCAGCUGCAGAAGGCGCAGCAGCUGCAGCAGCCGCAGCCCGCACAGCGGGAGCCAGCGGCUUCCCAUGUGAAGCAGCACGAGGUCUGCGUGCGUCCAGAGCAGCGGCAAGGUCAGGGCGUGAACACGCAGCAGCAGGAGCAGCAGCAGGAGCAGCAGCAGCAGCCAUGUGAUGGCGCUACCACUACCGUGGGCGUGGGAGGUGCCCCCAGCCGUCGCGACGGCGAGCCCCCCGGCCCAGCCAAGCGGCGGCGCCUGGGUCUGAGCCACGCGCGGCCCCAGCACUCGGGUGCAGUUUCAGGCAGCGGUGGCGGGGCGACCUCCGGGGGCGGGGCGCCUUCCAGCACCACGGCCGAGCGGUCAGGCGGGCCGGGCGCGUGCCUAAUGCCGCGGCAGCGGGUUGAGGGGCUUGCAAUGGAGCCAUGCGCAUCCAAACUGCAGCAGCUGCCGCAGCAGCCGCAGCAGCAGCGGCAGCAGCAGCAGAAGCAGCAACAGCAGCAGGAAAAGGAGCCGCCGCAGCAGCAGCAGCAGCAGCCGCAGCAGCAGAAGCAGCCGCAGCAGCAGCAGCCGCAGCAGCAGCAGCAGCAGCAGGCAGGGCAGGAGCAGGAGACGGCAGGCGGCAUGAAGAGGGGCCAGCAGCAGCAGCAGCAGCAGCAGCAGCAGCAGCAGCAGCAGCAGCAGCAGCAAGAGCAUGGACAGCAGAAAGCGCCCGGGCAGGCGGAGCAGGGGGCACUGUGGCAGCAGCUGCAGCAGCGGCUGAAGCAGAAGAAGCAGCGGCAUCAGCAGCAGCGGCGGCAGCAGCAGCCCCCAGAAAACACCAUGGCUGCACUCGCGCCGAAACCGCCGCGCGCAGCAGAGGGCCGGCGCCACGACGGCCCCAAGCAGCAGCAGCAGCAGCUGCAGCAGCAGCAGCAGCAGCAGCAGCCGCCGCAGGAAGGGGGGCAGGAGCGCCAGGCGGCCAGAACGGCAUCGGGCGAGGCGCCGAUCGCAUCGCCGCUGCCCCGGCCCGCGCGCCGAAGCCCACCCGGCAAGCGGCCGCGCGGCGGCGACCGCGCCGCGUCCGUCACGGCGCUCUCCCCACGGGGAGGGGCGGCGGGCGAGGAGGGGCCGGACGAGCCGCCGCCGGCUGGCCGGCACAAGGCGUGCGCAGCGGCAGACCCCGCGGCGCCCAGGCUGCUGCGGGCCAGACCCCCCAGCCCCGAGCGCCCCAAGGUUCUGGCCUCCAUUGCGCUCGAUCUGGUGGGGCUCUACAUCGAAGUGCUCUGGCCCAAGGACAAAACUUACUACCGGGGCCGCGUACUGGAGUACCGCCCCAAAUCACGCGAGCACCUCAUUGCCUACGACGACGGCGACAGGGAGUGGGUAGACCUGGACCGCCAAAACUGGAUUCGGUCAGAGGCGCAGGGCCCCGGCGGGGGCAAGGAGGGCGGCGCCGGCGCGGCCGAGGCGGAGGGCGGCCGCGGGGGCGCCGCGGCGCCGCAGCGAGAGGGUUUGGUGGCGGACGGGCCAGACGAGGGGCCGCCGCGGCGCCGGCGCCGCAGCUGCGAGCCCGGGGACGACAGCGGCAGCAGCGGGGACGACAGCCGGGACGGGGACUGGCGGGAACCGUGCCCGCGGCGCGCCAGGAAAGCCAAGGACGCGCCCGGCCGCCGCCGGGAGCGGCGGCGCGAAAAGGAGGCGCGCGGCGAGCGGGGGCGCCGGCAAAAGCGGGACAAGGAGCAGCGGCCGCCGAAGCGGGAGCGGAAGCACAAGCGGCAGCAGGCGGCCCUGUCGCUGUCAGCGGCGCCCUCCGACGUGGUCGGAGCCGGCUCAAAGGGCGCUAGCGUGCCGUUGCUCGCAGGGCUCGCAGCGGCACCAAGGGAUGCUGCAGCGGCUGUGCGUGGCCAGGAGACGCAUCAGCCGCGGCAGCAAGCGUCGCAGCAGGUGGCGCGCGGCGCCCUCCCGCCCCUGCUCGCCGCUGCCGUCGCCGCAGAGGCCGCGAUGGCCGAGCAGUCGGCGCCCCGCGCCUCCGGCUCCCCUGCGGGCGCCUCCAGGCCGCCGCCAGACGCGAGCCUGAGCUCUGGCGGCCUGGGGCUGGCCGCGAGCCUGUUUGGAGACUUUGUGGCAGAGGUGGGCCGGCAGCGGCAGGAGCAGCAGCCCGAGCAGCAGCAGCAGCAGCAGCAGCAGCAGCGGCGGGGGGAGGUGGGGCGGGCGACAGAGGGUUGCGCAGCGAAAGAGGCACCCCCUGUCCACGGCAGCGGCCCACACAGGAGUAAGGAGGCCUUGGCGGUUGCGGCUGGCGCAGGACAGGAGGGGCCGCAGCCGGCGCUGGCGCCGGCGCCACGGGGGCGGAGACGGAGGCCGGUGGAGGAGGACUCGUGGUCGGCGCACGAGGGCGACACAAUCGCGCCUGCACCACCUCGGCAAAAGCAGAAGAAGCAGAAGCAACUCAAGCUGAAGCAGCACAAGCAGAAGGAGCGCACGCAGAAGGAGCACAAGCAGCAGCAGCAGCAGCAGCACCCGCAGCAGCAGCAGCCGCCGCCGCAGCAACAGCAGCAGCAGCACCCGCAGCAGCAGCAGCCGCCGCCGCAGCAACAGCAGCAGCAGCAGCAGCGGCAGCAGCGGCAGCAGCAGCAGCAGCAGCAGCAGCAACAGCGGCAACAGCAGCAGGAGCAGAAGGAGCACAAGCAGCAGCAGCAACAGCCGCAGCAGCAACAGCCGCAGCAACAACAACAGCAACAUCAGCAGCAGCAGGAGCAGCAGCAGCAGCAGCAGCAGCAGCAGCAGCAGGGCGGCCCCAUGGUCGUGCUGGUCGACAGCGAGGCCGUGCCCACCCACAGGAAGGGCAUGGCAGCCCUCAAGCAGCAGGCGCAGCGCCUGGGCUGCGUGCUGGCCAAGCGGCCGCACCGGCGGGAGCUGGGCUACGUGGUGCUGCUCGGCGGCGCGGCCCCAAACACACAGGCGCGCGUGUUGCAUAUGGUCAAGCGCAGCGCGUGA